This is a messenger RNA of Pimephales promelas (fathead minnow), 1305 nucleotides long. RefSeq names its product selectin P ligand (gene selplg). Gene Ontology annotation, cellular component: plasma membrane. Gene Ontology annotation, biological process: leukocyte tethering or rolling. The record is from RefSeq and is a predicted model, not a curated record. Lineage: Eukaryota; Metazoa; Chordata; Actinopteri; Cypriniformes; Leuciscidae.
CGUCAGAGUUUUUGAACCAGCUUUAGCCUAACGCUUCAUGAGGUUUGACUUCCUGUAUUUGUGCAUUGAGUAGGUUUGAGCCUGCAUUUUGAGUGUGUGAGGGGAGCUGAUUUUUCAAUCGAACUGCAGAUCAAGAUCCUUUCGGGAGUAGAAACCGAUGAUGGCGAUGGUGACUAACAGACUUGGGUGUUUACCAGUUCUUGUUUUGCUGCUGACUUUGAGUAGUUUGGUUACAUCAAGAUAUCUUAGGAUGAAAAGGGAAACUGGUCACAACACAACAUCGAUAAACAGUAGCGUCACACACAGUACAACAGGUGUAGCUGAAGCUGAGAAUACAAGUAGCACGACUCUUGGUCCAUUGGCUUUAAAUGUCUCUGCAACUACAGAUUACCGUGGUACUCCAGAUUCGAACCACACCCAACAGAAGUACUCUGCAGGAACUGAGAACCUGACAGUCUACCAGACAUCAGAUAACGAGAGUACUUUGUACACCCAACUUCCCACAAUAAGUAAUAGUCAUGGACACAUUUCACAAGCAGGAAGUUCUGCCCCCACAUUUCCUGCAUCGCUUGAGCCAGGCAAGGUAACAGAGAAGCAAACGACAGCGAGAACGUCCACAGAUACGGAUAGACGUACCACAGCUGUUAUCUCAAUGGCCACUAGAAAAUCAACCACGGUAACGACCCACUCGUGUUCCUCUGCCUCUUCCCAAGAUGACAGACUUGUGAGUCGGUGCCUCAUUGCCAUUGCCGCGAUGGCUGCCUUCACGACCAUCUUUAUCGUCAGCACCAUCUGUCUGGCUACAAAACUUUCGGGAUACAAAUACAGGCACAAGGCGCAUCUUCUCCAGGAGACUGAGAUGGUUUGCAUUUCUGCCCUUAUGAAUGAUACAGAGCACCCUGUUCCAAAGCCAAGGCGACACCCCAAAAGUAAUGGAGCACUGAUCCCGAACAUUGAGGAUGGAGAUCCUGACGGAGAUAAUCUUACUCUAAACAGCUUUCUUCCUGAUACUGAGGGCCCUCUUUAGAAGUUUAAACCUUUCACCUGCUGUGUGCACUGUGUGGAAAUGUUUACUCUAACACUGGUUUUAAGUCAGUGCUCAGGUUUGACAGAAACCCAGCUCUAGAAUUGUUUGCACUGUCAAAAAAAUCAAGUUAUGUCACAGCAUAUCUGUGCUACUGGUUGUCUUCACUGGCUUUGAAGUGCCUUUCGAAACAACCAUUUGAUGUAAAUAGCAUGUUUUCUAGCAUGAUCUAGAUUGGUUGUGCUUUUUUAUAUUUUGGGAUUAAAGGAGUAGUUCACUUU